UUCAUAUAUUCUCUGCAGAAGCGAAACUGAGAGGAGAAAUCAACCAGUGGAGGGCUCUAAAGCCAUGGCUAUGGAAACCUACGCAUCAAGAAGCCCUGACCAAAUCCACACCGAUGUCCUCGCUAAAUCCAGACAAGCUUGCUACAAAGCUCGUGAUGCUUUUUAUGCCUGCUUGGAGAAGGAAUCCACCAAGAAACGUACGGAAAUUGGCUCGGUGGGACUUCUGUACCCAUUGGAAUGUAAAGGCUCGAGAAUGGAAUUUGAGAAGAAUUGUCGCGCUUCUUGGGUGAAGCAUUUUGAUCGGCUGUACUGCAAGAACAAGAGGGUGCAGAGGUUAUUGGAUGACAAAGAUUCCAAGAGAGGUCCAUUGUCACUUCCACAGCCUUAUACAUUCAAGCCCACUAACAGUGAUAGCUGAAUUCUGGUUCUGCCACAUCAGUACCCAGAUGUGAUGCAAAAUAUGCAAAGGUUGCCGCAUUUUGAUGGACGAUAUGGAUGAGUGAGGGUAGAAAAACUAAUUCAGUAGAGUAGGGUCUGUCUAGGUAGUUGAAGCAUAGGAUCACUGAUUGGAAGGUUAAUGGAGCUUGCGGAUGCUUUAAAGAGGAUGAGGGUUGUUGACAUAGUUUGAGGAAAAGACUAGAGAAAUUGGUAGCAUGGGUUAUAAGUUGUGGUACAGUUGUACACCUCAAGUAGAUUUGGAUAAGGAAGUUGAAAUCAAGAUCUGAGAAGGUAUGAAUGCAUUGGUUUGAGGGAUUUCCAAUGAUUACAAGAUUUACAAUGCAUUGUUUCCCUUUGAGGUAAAAUCUCUCUCCUUUAUUGAUAGAACUCAUUGCCAUUUUCUACCAAUUAAUCAACAACUCACCCAAAGUCUCUAACCAAGCUACUCCCAGAAUCAAAUCAACACCCCCAAAAAGAAACACAACUAUUUGCCUCCACUUGCAUGUUACCUAAAUCCAACUUCAGUUUGCAGCAUACUCCUUUAGAUUGAGCCUUAUAUCCAUUCCCCAGUCAAACACCAAAAUUAUGAGUGGGACUUACUUGAAGCUAUAGGUGUUGGACCAGCUUGUGUGACACAAAAUUGUGGUUCGCUUCGCUGCCUAUCAUCACUGUAAUUGGGUUCAUCGUAAUAGAUCCCCUCUACUUCAUUGUCCUCAACUGAGAAAUUCCGCCACUAGAAAAUAACUACAGCUCUAGUUCAGUGAAACGAGCAUUGUUGAUUGUUGUUGUCUAUUACUCUUCCAUGAUGUCCAGCUCUCUUCAGUGAAAGUCUCAUCUUUGCCACCAAUGAGAGCACAGAGAGACUUAUUGGGACACUCAUGAAGGGGAGAAUAUGGUUGUUUACAGCGGAAACAACUCACAAUUUUUUAUAUUCCUGGUGGGAGUAUUGUCUUAUUGCUCGUGAUCUGGUGGAGGGUGCUUGAAACUUUGAGGAAGACACUGGUUGUAUAUUAGUUUUACUAAACCCUUGUUGGGCUUCAUCUGGAGGCUUGGUAGGCAGGCCUUCGAAAUGUUGUGGGUUGGUGUUUUGUUGGCUAGCAUUUCCAUAGCUCAUUUUAGUUCCAAUAGUAAGAACUAGGCUCAUCCCAAAAGAAAUAGUCCUCGGCCUAUAACAUAUUGUCAUCUUCCUUACUGACAUGAAAACCCUUUGAUCCUUGCUGCAAACUGGAGCUCUCUUUCUGUUUCUAUUGCCGCUUUCAUCAUUCGAUAGAGAUUGACAGUCUCAUUAGACCUAGGCCUCACCCUUAUAUCUUCCUAUAAACUAUUGAGGAAGUAACCUAGGCAGUGAGAGUCUGAAAGCUCUAUCACCUAAGCUGCCCUUAACACAAAGUCAACUAUACACUCUGCCAGCGUUCCCAGCUGAUGGACUGCCGCCUGGUACUCAUAUAGGUUCUUAGCGAUAUUGCCUCCAUAACGUUGUAAUAGCUUCUGUUUUAAGUGCUCCCAUGAUAAAUUGGGCAUUCAUUGGAAGAGCCAACAAAGCCAGUGGAGAGGGGCACCAAUCAUGCCAAGGAGAUUUUGAAUUCAUCCUUCACUCCGUUAAUCUCAAGAUACUGCUCUGCAUGAGCUAUCCACCCCAUAGGAUAUGUACCCUCAAACUGGGCAUAUCUACAUUCUUUGCUGUGAACGGAGCUUCCUCUAGAAGCAGAGCUCGAGCACCCAUCCGAGUGGUCGAAUAAUCACCAAUGUGCUACUAUUGAGGGCUCUGAUUGGGAGCUUCGUUGUCAUUGGCUGCUACCUUCCCCCUCACCAUCGAGGUGACGAUGGUACGCAUGGUUAUAAAGCUUGACUUGGAUCCUUGGGAAGAUGUAAGUUAGCAUAAUGGUUAAGUUAUCAAGACCUAUAAAUUGAUCGAAUAAAUUUAAUGCAAGCUGUAAUGGUACUGAGCCUGUUUAUAGCAUUAGAAACUAAAUUACAAGUGGUGUAUUUGAACCUUCCAAGAGAUCCUGAUUACUGAACCCUGAAAGUAGUACUUAAUGACGUUGCUUUUGCUUGAAUGCUCAAAUAUAGGUUAUGCUUUCCA
Molecule: messenger RNA, 2521 nt
Organism: Hevea brasiliensis (rubber tree)
Lineage: Eukaryota; Viridiplantae; Streptophyta; Magnoliopsida; Malpighiales; Euphorbiaceae
Product: cytochrome c oxidase assembly factor 6
Exons: 5
Coding region: 65-418 (117 amino acids)
Cellular component (GO): mitochondrion; respiratory chain complex IV
Source: RefSeq, a predicted model, not a curated record